Molecule: messenger RNA, 9241 nt
Organism: Benincasa hispida (wax gourd)
Lineage: Eukaryota; Viridiplantae; Streptophyta; Magnoliopsida; Cucurbitales; Cucurbitaceae
Source: RefSeq, a predicted model, not a curated record
UACUAAAUUUGGGUUUUAUUUACCUUUACAUGCUGCUAGAUUAUUGUUUUAAGAACAUUUAUUUGUUAAGUGACAUUUCCUUCUCUAUGUGGUGCAACUUAUGAAUUUUAUCUUUUUGUAUGUCCCUCAAUGUUUUCUUCCCAUUUUCCCCCUGGUUAUGCUAAUUCCAUCUAUUGACAUUUUCUGUUUUCAUCGACCAAGACUUUUGGUUUCAUUGAUCAAUGAAUUGCUUUAGGCAUGCUUUGGAACGUUUGAAAAUAAAAGGGCCUUCACCUUUGAACCCUAAGGGCAUUUUAGUAAUUUCAUCUUGCCCUUGUCUAUAUUAGGCUUUCCUACGUGUCUAUUUAUAUCUGUGCCCUCUCUUGUAUGUGAUAUAGAAAAAUAAUAAAAAGUAUUCUAGUAUCGUGGUUUUUUCUCCCAGUUCUAGGGCUUUCCACAUAAAUGUCGUGUGUUCUUCUUCCUCUAUUUUCAUCAUGGUAUCAGAGCAUGGCAAUGAAACCCUAUCCGUCAUUGACGAGAAUCAACCAGUGGAAUCACAUUCUCCACCAGUCGGUGACACUGUUUUUGUAGGAAUUAGUGGCACCACCACCGCCGACGUAACCGCCACUGUACAGGUGGCCGUAGAACGGUACUUUCAAAUCACGUUUCCGCAUCUCCUCAAGCCAUUGUCAUUCUCGGCUGCAAUCGAGACCAAUCUAGUCACAGCCGACUAGCCAAAUGGAGCCGGCUGCACUUCCUUGACCGGUCCAAACAGCCACCAGACGCGAUCGACCAGCCAGCCGAACGUCUUCGACCAGCACGUCACCACCGGACUCGAUCAGAUCAUACCGCAAUUGCCUUCGACCACCAUGUCGGAGCUAGCUUCGACCAGCUCCAUGCUGCAGUCGACUGUUCGCGCUCUCUCUUGUCAAGCAGUCCCUCAGUCGCGCCAAGCAGCAACGGCGUGCCUGGCAUUUUGAUUCUGGUGGCCUUGAGCGCCGACACCAACAACAACCAGCAGGGUGGUUUUGAGCUUGGGGAGUCCUCUUCUUUGUACCUUGGACAGCAACCUGUUCCAGGGAGUCAGGGCACUAUAGGUCCCAUGAGUUUAUCCCCAAUAGAGGUCCAACGACAGUUCGCUCAUCUUUAACAACAGAUCACAGCUCUCAGAGCGGUUCUUGGGACAACCACAAACACUCAAUCUAUACCGGUGCAUAGUCGGAUAUUGGGAUAGCGACCAAUAACCUCAUUCAUGGAAGUUUGCUCGGAGGUUCAUCUUGAAGAAGACAGAUCAAGUGCCAUGAAUAACCCUGUAAUUUCCUCGAUAGAUUCCACUGCAUUUACUGCAAAGUCUUCUGGACCCCAUAGUGAUAAACAGAAUAGUAGACUCCUCCAAUUUGUGAACAAUGCAAGAAGCCUUGGCAUACUAAAGACCAGUGUUAGAAGUUGCGUGGUCGUCCACUCGUUAGUCACAUGAGAAGUCAAAUUCUGGACGGGCGCUUAUGAGUGAUUCAACAAAUGGUAAUUCUUAGUCUCAACCUCAGGUGAAUACUCAGAUUGAUUCUGGUACUGUCGGGAUCAGUGCUAUUGCUUAAUUAGGUACGAUUCAGUCCUUCGGUCUUAUUAGUAUUAAUGGUAAAAAGCCGUGGAUUCUUGAUUGGGGUGCUACAGAUCAUUUGACCGACUCAUCUGAUUAGUUUAUUUCAUAUUGUCCGAGUGCUAGUAAUGAAAGAAUUACGAUUGCAGAUGAGUCCUUCGCUCCUGUUGCAGGAAAGGGUAAUCUCUUCCCAUUUGAGGGUUUGACCUUAUAGGAUGUGUUAUAUGUCCCAAAAAUUUCUUACAACUUAUUGUCUAUCAGUAAAAUUAUGAGAGAUUUGGGCUGUCAAGUUGUUUUCUCACCUAAUACUGUUUUAUUUCAGGACCUGAGCUCGGGGAUGAUGAUUGGCACUGCUCGACACGAUAGGGAGCUCUAGGAACAAUUAUAGGGCUAGUUUUGUUUCUUCUUGUUAUUCUACUUCUGAAAAAGACUAUAUGUUGUGGCAUUUUCACCUUGGUCACCUUAGUUUUCAAUAUAUGCAAUAUUUAUUUCCUCAUUUGUUUCAUAAAGUUAAUGUCUCAUCCCUGUCUUGUGAUAUAUGUAUUCGUGCUAAACAACAUAGGGUCUCGUUUCAAUCUCAGCCUUACAAACCAUCUAAACCUUUCACUCUUAUCCAUAGUGAUGUUUGGGGUCCCUCACCCAUCACCACCUCUACUAGCAAACGUUGGUUCGUGACCUUUAUUGAUGAUUACACUCGCCUUACUUGGGUUUUUCUUCUCACUGAUAAGUCGGAGGUAUCAUUUCUGCUCCAAUAGUUCUAUACCACCGUGGAAGCUCAGUUUAACACAAAAUUGCUAUCCUUAGAAGUGAUAAUGGGUUGGAGUUCAUCAACAAUACCCUUCAUGAUUUUUUGGCAUCUAAAGGGAUCAUUCAUCAAAGCUCUUGUGCAUAUACUCCUCGACAAAAUGGGAUGGCUGAACGAAAAAAUCGCCACCUGGUUGAGGUGGCUCGGUCCCUCAUGUUGUCCACCUCUCUUUCGUCGUACUUAUGGGGGGAUGUUGUCUUAACUACAACACAUCUGAUUAACCGAAUGCCUUCCUGCAUUCUCAAAUUUCCCACUCCUCUUGAGUGUUUCAAAGAGUCAUAUCAAACCACCCGCCUUAUUUCCGAUGUCCUUCUCCGAGUGUUUGGGUGUAUUGCUUUCGUCCAUACUCACGGUCCCAAUCGUACCAAAUUUACCCCUCGUGCUCAGAAAUGUGUCUUUGUUGGCUAUCCUCUCCAUCAAUGCGAGUAUAAGUGUUAUCACCCGUCAUCUUAAAAGUAUUUUGUUUCAAUGGAUGUCACCUUUCUUGAGGAUCAACUUUUCUUUUCCAUUAGUCAUCUUCAGCGGGAGAGUUAUAGUGAAGAGACUAAUUGGUCCACAUCUUCGAUCCCUUCCGAUUUCCUCCUUGAACCUCCUUCUAAUUUCCUCCCUGAACCUAUCAUAAGUAUUAACGACACUGUCUUACUUACCAAAUAGGUCCCAUGGAUAACAUACUAUAGGAAGAAUCUCAGGAAGGGAAUCAUGCCACCCGUUGUUUCUCUGGUAAUGGUCCGUGAGUCGAACCCAACAUAAGCUCAAGAGAUGAUACUACUGAGAUUGACAGGCUGAAAAAGAAAAUGGCUAAGGAGUUUGAGAUUAAAGACCUUGGGAGAUUAAGAUAUUUUCUAGGAAUGGAAGUAGCACAGUCGAAAGAAGGAAUUUCCGUCUCUCAAUGGAAAUAUACGCUUGAUUUAUUAAAAGAAACAAGCAUGACUGGAUGUAAGCCCAUAGAAUUUAAUGCUAAGCUUGGCGAUUCUAUUAAUAGGAUUCCAGUUAAUAAAGAGAGAGAUCAAAAUUUAGUAGGGAAAUUAAUUUACCUAUCCCAUACUAGACCAAAUAUAUCCUACGCCGUCAGUGUGGUUAGCCAAUUUAUGCAAGCACUUUACGAAGAGCAUAUGAAGGCUGUAGAACGCAUCCUGAGAUAUUUGAAAACUACUCCUGGUAAGAAUUUGAUGUUCAGAAGAAUUGACAAACGAUGUAUUGAAGCUUACACUGACUCUGACUGGGCAGGCUCUGUUGUAGACAGAAAGUCAACGUUUGGGUAUUGUACCUUUGUGUGGGGAAAUCUUGUCACUUGGAGAAGUAAGAAACAAGAGGUGGUUGCUAGAAGCAGUGCUGAAGCAGAAUACAGGGCUAUGAGUCUGGAAAUAUGUGAAGAAAUUUGGUUGAAGAAAGUUUUGUCAGAUCUUUGUCAAAAAAGUGAUCAACCGAUGAAGCUCUAUUGUGACAACAAAGUUGCGAUAAGCAUAGUGAAUAAUCUGGUUCAACAUGAUAUAACAAAACACGUGGCAAUCGAUAGACACAUCAUCAAAGAAAGACUGGACAGUAGCAGUUUCUGUAUUCCUUACAUUCCUUUUGGUCAACAGGUCGCAGAUAUUCUCACAAAAGGAUUACUCAGACAAAGUUUUGAUUUUUGUGUUAACAAGUUGAGUCUUAUUGAUAUCUGCCCCAACUUGAGGGGGAGUGUUGAAAAUAAAAGGGCCUUCACCUUUGAACUGUAAGGGCGUUUUAGUAAUUUCAUCUUGCCCUUGUUUGUAUUAGGGUUUCUUACGUGUCUAUUUAUAUCUGUGCCCUCUCUUGUAUGUGAUAUAGAAAAAUGAUGAGAAGUAUUCUAGUAUGGUGGUUUUUUCUCUCCGUUCUAGGGUUUUCCACGUAAAUAUUGUGUGUUCUUCUUCCUCUAUUUUCAUCAGGAAUAGGUAGGUAUGAAGUAUGAAGGUGUGAAGUAUGAUGCACUCGGCAAGAUCAAUGGCCAAUGGUGAAGGAAUUCCAUAAGUAUGAUGCACUCCACACCUUUCAUGAUUCGGUUAUUGGGGGACACUCGGGGUACUUGCGAACAUACAAACGACUAUCGGCUGAGCUGUAUUGGGAUGGCAUGAAAUCGAAUGUGAAAAAAUACGUGGUCGAGUGUGCCAUCUGUCAACAAAAUAAGAUACAAGCCAUGUCUCUAGCUAGGUUAUUGUAACUUUUACCUAUUCCCAGUCGCACGUGGGAAGAUAUUUCCAUGGAUUUCAUGGAGGCCUUUCCCCGCUUGAAGAGUACGAUGAUUUUGUCGUGGACCGAUUGAGCAAAUAUGCCCACUUCAUUGCCUUGUCCCAUCUGUAUGUGGCUGUUCUGUUCGUGAAAGAAGUGGUGCGACACCACAGGUACCCUAGGUCAAUUGUGUCAGAUCGGGAUUGGGUGUUUCUCAAGUCAUUUUUGGAUAGAGCUUUUUCUGGUUGCAAGGUACCCAAUCAAAGUGUAGUAUACAAUGUAAACCCCCAGACUGAUGGACAAACGGAGGUGGUCAAUAAGAGUUUGGAACUUUAUUUGCGUUGUUUGUGCAACGAGAAACCGAAAUCCUAGAGUGACAACUUGCUGUGGGUAGAAUAUUGGUACAACAAGACGUACCACGCUUCGGUUAAGACUAACCCUUAUCAGGUGUUACAUGGUCAACCCCCACCACCAAUUAUAUCUUAUGGACAGUCGAAAAAAACAGUGAACUACUCGGUUGAACAGCAGUUACAAACCAGGGAUGAGACCUUGGUGGCCGUAAAGGAUCAUCUGAUCCACGUGCAAAACCAAAUGAAGAAGUUCGUGGAUGCCCACCGCCGUGAAGUGGUUUUAGAUACGGAGGAUUGGGUAUAUUUGAAGAUUAGACCCUACUGCCAGAAAUCCUUGGCUAAGAAACGUUGUGAGAAACUGGCCCCCAAAUUCUUUGGUCCAUUCCGUAUCCUGGGCUAUGUGGGAGAGCUCACUUAUUUAUUGGAUCUGCCGUCAUCGGCCCAAAUUCACCCGGUCUUCCAUGUCUCUCAAUUAGAGAAAGCGAUUGGCGACAAACACGUCGUGCAGUAGGAUCUUUCCCCUUUGAAUGAUGAAUUAGAAUGGGGUCUGAAACCAAGCAAAGUGUCUCAGAAGCGCUGGAAUGAGACAAAACAAGAGUGGGAAUGUCUUGUCGAAUGGAAAGGGCAGCCUGAUCAUGAAGCUACUUGGGAGUUCCAUGCUUUAGUUCGACAGCAAUUCCCGGAUUUCCACCUAAGGACAAGGGGACUCUUCUAAACGAGGGUAUUGCUAGGCCACCCAUUAAGAACGUUUAUAGGAGGGGUAAAAAGGGGUUUGCACCCCAGACAGAGAAGUAGUUGGCUGUGGACCCGCGAUGUACUUGUGACAGGGGAAUGUUGGUAUUUAUGUUGGUAUUUUUACCUUUGUUUUGGCUACGGUUAGUUAUCUUGUGUUUUGUGUAUGAACAAUACUGUGGAGAGAACAGCCCUCUUAGUUGGCUGUAGUGUUUUUUGUAUUCUCAUUUUGUUUAGUAAUUGAACCCGUUUCCCCUGUGUUUUGGGUUUAUUAUCGUACUUGAAUAUUGGAUAGUAAGGAAGGAUCCUUACACUCCUCUUAACUAUGGAUUUGGAAAAGAAAGUAUUCUAAGAAAGUGAACUAAGGAAGUUCUUUCCCUGAUGUAUAAUUCCUGGGAACAUCAAGAGAUAUAUUCCAAAAGAACACAACAGUCUAGCGACAGGGUUGACGCAAUCCAACCCCCACAAAAGAGAGCUGUAAAAGGAGGGUUUUUCAAUCACCAAUAAGCAUUAAAAGGAUGUAAUUACAAAAGAGUUUCUUGUGUAAUGAUAUUCACCAAGAGGCUGUAUUUUGUAUGCCAUCACAAAAAAUUAAAAAGGAAGAAGUAUAUCUUCACAGGAUCUAGAAUUUCUUUCCUUCCAAACAAGCCAUAAAAUUGCUGUAAAGGCUCAGCUACCCACCACUUUGGCCUUCUUUUCCAGAUCCAAGCAGCAAGGCCUUCCAGCAUCCAAGCAUCAAUGUUUUUAGGAAGGCAAAACUUAAACCCCAACUAGUUUGGUUGAGUUCAGAGGAUAGAUCCUGCAUUCACUCUUUCCCAGGCUGGUGUUUAAGAGAAUUGUGAGGUGAUAGAUUGAUUCUUCAUGUUGUGUUGUUUUGGAUGGAGCUGCCUGGUGGAUAUGCUUGGCACUUCUGGGAGUAAUCUGGUUCUUUUCCCUCCAUGUUUAAUACCUUUUUCUGUUGUGUUAUGCUGUACCCUUUCCAAGAUAAAGUGAGAUUCUUUUAGCUAAUAUGUCCAAGCUGGAAAAUUUUACUUGGGAGAAAUAGAAGGAUUUUCAAAGGGUUAGGGAGGGAUGUUACGAGGCUAAGGAGGUUAUUUCUUUUAUGGCCACCUCUGCCCUGGAUAAUGCAUUUUGUAAUUACACUUGUCUUUGAUCAAGGCCAAUUGAAGAGGAUUUCAAGAUAUCUUUUAGGUUCCAUGUCUCUCUUUGGACUUUGGGUGUUAGAGCUUUUUUGUAAUUACCCUUGAGGUCUCAUUUUGCUCAAUUGGUGCCCAUUUUUGUUUUUAGUUUUCCUCUUUUUGUUUGGGGUUGGUUUUUUAUAUCCCCUUGUAUUCUUUUAUUUAUUUUUUUUUGAAAGCUUCAUCAACCAAAAAGAAAAAAGGUCUUUUUGGUUUGCUAUGGAGAAAAUCUUCCUAUCCUUCCUCUUUGUACAACUUUCUAAUGGAAUCCUUUAAUAAAAGCCAAGAAAGAAGUUGAGAAGAGAAGAAGAAAGAAAAGAAAAGAAAAGAAAAAGAAAGGAGAAAAAGAAAAGGCAGCGGCAGUGGCAGUCAUGGAUGGGAGGUCAGGAGGAGGGACAAAAGAAGAGGGAGAAGAAGAAAACAAUAAAAAAAAGAUCAAGAAGAUUUGUUUAUUUUAAAAUAAAACAUUUAUAACUAAAAGUAGGGUGCCACAUAAACUCUACGUAACCCAUAUCUCAGGACAAAAAAUGUGAUUCUCAUGGAAAUAGUAGGAAUUUCACGUCUUUAAUAUCAGGUUUGGUUUCCAUGUACAAGAUUGGAAAUGGUAGAAGCACUAGAUUUUGGGAGAACCCUGUUAGACCACCAAUCAUCAACACUUACAAAAGGAGGGGUAAAAAAGGGAUACUACUUAGGAUAGUGGAGGUGGAAAAAAAAUAUUUGGGUGAUAAUGAUACAUAAUCGUGGAUGGGCUGAUAACCCUUUGGAAAAAGGGGACCGCCUCUUGGGAAUUAAAUAGCAGGGCAGCAAGGAGCAGGAGGCAGGUUUUGGGAAUUGUCUGAAGGAGCUUCAGCAAAAGGGAGAGAAGGCAGCCGUCUCGAAUUGGCUGGUUACUAUCUAUGUUCUUAGUAAUUUCCCUGUUUCAUUUCUUGUUCUCGAGCCUCUUAAAUUCUGUAUUUUCCCUUAGAAUCACAUAAAUAAAAUCACCACAGAGCCUUGCUCUGUUUUGUGGGGAGUUCGGUCUUGUUGGGUAUUCUUCUUUCUUUUGUUUGCAGGAUCCGGGUACCCAACAGACCCAUGGUUAUAUGACAACCCUAGCAAUUCGAGAAUAUAGGAACCUUUUGGUUCUUUCAACCUCUAAUCAAUAAAUUCCAAGACCCCCAAAAUCAAUCCGCACAACUCCAAGGAGAGUUAGACAAGGUUAUCUUGUGAUUGAAGAUUAGGUCUUAGGAGAACUAGUUCCCUACUCAAGUUUUGAAUAUUUCACAAGCAAGUCGAUCAAUCUUACUUAAAUGCUCAAGCAUGCAACUCCGGAUCAAGAAUUGCAAAAGGGAUGGUGAUGAAUUCCUAUCAUCAACCCAGAGAAAAAAUCUCAUUCCCCAAAUUCAAAAUUCAUAAUUGUUUUGUACAACCUAUGACCUGGCUUUUUAGAUAACCUCCCAAAACCCUAAUGUGUGGAAAUGACAAAAGUACCCUUAUUUAGCAUUUGAUAACAAUAAAAUUACAGCUAAACUAUUAAAGAAAAUAUAAAUAACAAACCCUUUGUGGUUCAUAGAAGGAAUGUAAAAAAUGAAUUGGAAGAAUGGCUAAUUCUGACCAGGAAAAUCGAGGGGAUCAGGCUUAGACCUUGUACAGACUCAAGGUGUCCCCUUGACCCAAUAGGUAACUUUGCCACACCAAACACCCCUCAUCCACCAAACCUCGUCUAUGUGAUCUGGAAAAGGAAAUAUCUCAGAUGUUAAAAUCUUCUUAUAGGGGGUGGUCAUGGGCAAAAUUAAUACUAUGGAGUACGUGCUAAAAAAGGGAAAAAAAAAAUUCUCUUCAACUGCUCUUUCCCCAUAAAUAUUCCUCCUCAGAAGAGGAACGGUGAAGCACAAGAUCACAUCUUUGUCAGCUACUCCUUUGCGACUUUUUUUUAUGCUUUCCUCCAGGCCUUCUGUUGGACAACUCCAUUACAAAAACAUAGUCAUCAACCUACAUGCUAUGACGGUGCCUCGUCCAUUCUGGAAGCUAGAAAAUUCCCUAUGGAUGAACAUGAUCAGAAGCUUCAUUUGGAUCAAUGGGCAGAGAGAAAUCAUAGAACCUUCAAUGGAAAGGAGUGGGAUGACUCAGUUAUAUGAUCUUAUUUUGUAAAUAACAGCCACUUGAUGCAAAUUUGGAAAAUUAUUUUGUAACUGUUGAGAUUUAUACUAAUUGGGAGGGAUUUUAGUAGCCUCCUUGGCCUCUUUUAUUUCAAAUUGGGGUCGGUUUCUGUGAUGUUAAUGAAUAAUUUACUUCUCUUUAAAGAUGCUGCAUUAUGCUUUCUGACUUCUAAAAGAUAGGCUUCAAUUCUCUUAAAGCCCUGUACAAAAUUUUUUCCCGUACGUGCUCCGUUCCCAAAUUUAAAUCUGAUAUAUAACUUUCUGUUAUUGAAUGC